GUGAGAGGUAUGUUUGUUUUAUCGUCUGCAUACGAAAGGGUGUCUCAGUGAGGUUGGCGAGUGCAAGGAUCGCAGGGGCUGUCCACCAGUGAUUUAAAUGAUGCUUGUGGCCACAGUGAUUGCCGUUUCAACUAUUCUGGCAUCCAAUCAAUGCGAAGGAGUCGUCAAACGAUGGGACAUGAACUGGGAUCUUGACGAUCCUGACAACUGGAAGGGGAGAGACUUGCCCUGCGGAGGAAGAGCGGCCUCUCUCCCUCGCAGACCUACAAUUCCGGUCUUCCUUGGAGAUCGCCUGACCACAGCCUCAUUGGACCUUCCGGUGGAAGGAGAACUCAUAUUUGGCAACGGGGCCAACUUAGUCUUGGACGAUUCACAGCAAGAGGAAUGUCAAGACGCUACGUGGAUCCACCAUGGCCAUGACAGUUGGUGGGAUCCCGAUGCUUGGCACUAUCCAAAGUUCGACGAUGCUGCGAGGUCGCCAGUACCUCACGUCCACCGUGUCCCGUGCAUCAGGGACGGGGUCAGUUUCAGCAACCCCAACCUCUCGAUGUACAGCGUACAUCUCUCGCCUCCACCCAUAACUGUGUCCAGCUUCACCAUUGGCAACCAAGAUUACACUACGUCAGACUUGGCCGCUUACGCAAGGACACAAGAGGGUCUUUUCAGGUUCGUGGGUGUCUCCUCGCAGAGUGAUGCUGCUCUGUUGUACGUCGACAGACCUGAAGAGUGUUCUGAUAUCACAGGAUGUUUAUGUGGGACAGAAGAUGCAUUAGAGAAAAUCUGUCACAUCAUGAAACCGAAGUGUCCUACACCUGAGUGUGACAGUCCAAUCAAAAUGAAAGGAUUUUGCUGCGAAGUUUGUGGAGCUGAAGUUGUCAUCACACACAAUGGAUCCUUACCCUUAAGGGAUGUUGAAAAUCUUCUGGAAGAUCACAUAAGGACACCGGUUGCUGAACAUCUGACAACUUAUAUUUCCAAAAUGGACGACGAUUUCUUCCACGUAUAUUUUACUCCAGUUAAUGACCAAGGCAAUUACAUAACUGCUUCUCUCGCGUUUAAAACCAAAUUUGACAUAGAGUUCAGCGCUGCAGGGCAACAUACAACCUUGCUGGCUUUCUCAGGAAAUCAAAUUCCAGAAGGCAGGAAAGGACCAUCGGCUCAUAGUGUUGCCGCAGCUUUCAUCACUCUCUCAGUCUGCUUAGCUAUUGGCAUCGCUGUUUAUUACCUCAGGAAAAGAAGGAUAACCACACAACUGUCCUUCAUGUUUCGUCGACUGGAGAGCAGUAGCCGACGUGUUUCUGUUGUGAGUGACGUUGGAGGCCGACGUCUUUCUACUGCUUCCUCGAUAUUCAUGCCUUCCUACAACCGGGAAGGAGGGCUCAGAUUUUUAAACCCCAUCUUCAAUCAGUCCAUGGCAUCUCUUGUAGGAGCUGGAGUAAGUGACGGGCAGCCACCACCAACAGCUGUACCUGAUGAUCAACUAGAAGGAGAACACGAAAACCCUAUGUACAAAGCUUAUGAAAACAUGUCCCAAGAGGAGAAACAGGCUUCAGAGGAUACUCUUCGGGCUCAGGGGAUCAAUAUUAGUGGACCGGUGCUGUCCAGUGAUUCUUCUCCAAGUGAGCAAAAUCUCAUUUUACAUGGUUCUCAACGUCCAGACCUUGACAUCAUAGAAGAGGAGAAAUUCAUAAAUGAUGAAACUGGUGACACAAGCCCUGAAGAUUCUCAUACAGAAAAUUUGAACAAUUUGUAUACUAAUGAUGUGAAAAAUUACCCCGACAAAGAUUCUACCCAUGACAGUUCAGCUGAAGUUGAUAACCCUGAAGCGAGUGCUACUGAUCAAAAGCAAGAACCUGAUACAAAUGCUGUAUUUUUCCUAGAUAUUGACUCCCCAUCAUCAUGUGGAACUGACAAAGAUCCACCAGCAAUGCUGGAAGGUGACUUUUUUAAUGCAUUGGAGUUAAAUGAAGAUGAUCAGAAAAAUUUAAAUGAUGGUUCAAGGCAAGAGGAUGCUCCAGAAAAGGCCAAUGAAAGUGACAUUGUAUCAACAUCAUCCUCUGAUGAUAACAUAGAUGCAUCCAUGAACAUUGAGGGCUUUGUACCUCUAAAAGAUUUCGGACCCCAAAAUUAAAAGAUCUUACAAGUUGCCAUAGUUUCUGAAAAGAACCGUUUGAUGAAGAAUCUGUCUAAAAACCGUUUGCAGUCUUGUUAGAAACUGAUUUUAUCAUAGUGGCUCAUAGCUGCAUGGAAAGUGCACGUACAGUAUAUUACCCUCCUAGACAUUAGACAAUUGUUAAAUAUUUUGAAAAGAUAUUACUAUUGUUUGAGAUGGAGUACAAGACACCCCCAUUUUAGUAAGGCAAAUUCAAGAGAAAAGUUUAAGUGCAUUUAUGCAGCAUGUAACAUUGUUGGCAAGAUGGCAGUAUACUAUUACAAAACAUUAACUACAGCAAAAACAUAAAAGAACCUUAGUUUUGCAGACAAAUUUAUCAUACAUAUGGCAAAACUCAAGCUAGCAGUACAACUGAACAAGUGUGUUCAGCUCCUGAAUGCACUUGCCAUAUGUAAAUGCACCCAUACCACUGUAUAACAGUCGUGCUUCUCUGCAACCUUAAUGUUAUGUUUACAGAGUUAGUGUUUCAACAUUUAUUUCCUUUCCAUUGUGGGUGUCUUUUGUAGUUUCCAACUAGUUAUUGAUAGGAGUGUGUUGAGGCAUAUUUAGGUAUGAUGCAGGGUCAGCUGGUACUGCCUAAAGUCACUGGUACUUUGUUAAUGAUAAAUUCUAUCUCAGUAAUAGGAGUACUAAUGAUAAAUAAUAAAGGUAAUAAUAAUGUCAUUUAAAUAAAUCAUAUUAUGGAUUAGGGAUAGGUGGUACUGACUAUAUGGGAUAAAAUUAGCCUACAGCAGUGACCAUCAGGGCUAACAUUAGCCCAAGGAGGUCUCACUUUUGCAUUUAAGACCUAGGUGUGACUUUUAUGCCUUCUUUGGAAAAUUAUAAAUACUUAAUUUAAGAUUUAUUUUUUGAAUACUUACCCUUCCAUUAUAAGGCUUUACCUUUCACACUAGUGAUGGUAUGACAUAGUAGAAUUCAAAAGGCUCUUCCUAUUUCUUGAACAAGUCUAUAGCCAUCCAUUUUCCCCACACUCCACCAGGGGACCUAUAGGUCCCAACACUGGUUGGCAGACAGUAUUCUUUGGAGUACAGUACUUUGAACGUGGGGAGAAUGGGAGUCAGUACUUAUAUGAUAUAAAGGUAAGUAGUACAGUCAAACCUUGACUUAUGAGUGAACCAACAUACAAGUUUUCUGAGAUAUGAGCCGGCACACUGGCGAUUUUUGCUUUAAGAAGUAAGCCGAGAUUUGAACUACGACCCAGUGAGCCCAGGAGACACCAUCUCCCACAGUCAGCACUGAGCUGCCUGAGCCAAGCAAUCUCUUCCAGUUCAUGUGGUUACCUUGCCACGUGAGCAUCUCUGCAGCAUCUCAUAGCAUUUCUUGGUUUGUUUUCUCACUGUGUCCCAUUAAUUUUGGAACAUUUCUUAGUUUUCACCUAUGGGUCCUAGGAAAAUGUCAAGACCAGUUCUGAGAAGAAGAAAAGGCCAAUUACCUUAGACAUGAAGCAUGAAUUAAUAGAAAACCAUGAUCAAGGUGUGCAUGUUAUGGACUUGGUAAGGCAGUACAACUGGACUACUUCUACAAUCUGUACCAAUUUGAAGCAGAAGGAGUUGAUAAAGGCUAUAACACCAGCCAAGUGCAUUAGGAUUAUCUCAAAGUUUUGGACCUCUGCCCAUGAAGAGAUGGAGAAGUUGUUACUGAAUAAGAAGCAGCUUGCAGGAGAUACCAUGACGGAGAGCAUCAUCUGUGAGAAGGCAUGAGACAUCUAAGUGGAUCUGGCACGGAAGAUACCAGGGACAUCGAUGGACAAGGCAUCAGAAGUGUCAUUGAAAGCCAGUUAGUGUUGGUUUGAUACUAAUUUUAAAAAGAGGACCAGCAUUCACUCUAUCAUCAGACAUCGUGGCAGCAAGCUCCUAUAUGAAGGCAGCUGAGGACCUUAUUCAAAGUUUUGCUGAACAGGUAGAAGCCGAAGGAUGUGUCACUCAGCAAGUCUUCAACUGUGACAAAACAGGCCUCUUCUGGAAAAAGAUGCUGAGGAGGACCUAUAUAACAGCAGAGAAGAACUUGCCAGGCCAAAAACCUUUGAAGGAUAGGCCAACUCUUGCACCGUGCGCAAAUGCGAGUGGUGACUGCAAAGUUAAGCCGCUACUUGUACAUCACUUGGAAAACCCCAGAGCUUUUAAGUCUCAUAAGAUAACCAAAGAAAAUCUACAGGUUAUGCAGAGAGCAAACUCAAAGGAAUUGGUCACUAAGGAUAUCUUCGUCCAGUAUGUAAACAUCAUCAUUGGUACUACAAUCAAGAGUUACCUCACCACAAAUAACUUACCCCUGAAAAGCCCUUCUUAUCCUCGGCAAUGCUCCCACACACACCUCAAAGAUGACAUCUGAGAAGAAUUAAAGUUUUUUGAGGUCCUCUUCCUUCCACUCAACACCACCCCUAUCCUGUAGUCCAUGGACCAACAGGUGAUUUAAUUUUUUAAAUGUCUAUCCACAAAGCACCUGUUCAGGCAGUGCUGCAAGGUUACAGAGUCCACAAACCUCACCCUUCAAGAGUUCUGGAAGGAUCACUAAAACAUGGUGACCUGCCUCAAAAUUAUCGACAUGGCUUGGCAAGGUGUUACAAAGAUUACCUUCAACUCUGAAUGGAAGAAAAGCCCUUCAGGACUUUGAAGGACUCAAACCUGAAGAGCUAUUGGUGGAAAAUAUUGUAUCUGUCAGGAAGUCCAUAAGCCUGGAAGUGGAUGAAGAUGAUGUUGACGACCUCAAUGAGGAGCAUGAGGAGCUUACAAUGAAGGAAUUAAAGGAGCUACAGCAGCAGCAGUGUAUGGAAGCUUUGGAGGAGGAGGAGGAGCAAGUGCUGGAGGUGGCUGUUACAACUGAGAUUAAGGAAGUGUUGGGAUGUGUGUUUAUUGAAAAGAAACACCAUGAAAAAUCUGCAACAGGUCGUGUGUCGGAGCUGUUUAACGACACUCGCCUAACUCAUUUUUGGAAAAUUUUGAAAGACAGGAAGAAACAAACGUCCUUGAACAGCCUAUUAGUGAAAUGCCCCGCACGUGAAAGCGAGGAAAGUGCGGCAGGCUAAAGACAGUGAAGAAGAUUAAAAAUUUUAAAAAAUGAAAGUGUAGCAAUUAAGUUUAGCAAUUUAGUGUAGCAUAGUGUGUAAGUUAAAUAUAGCAAUGUAGCAUUAAGUGUCUAGUAAGUAAGUUAAGUUAGUUUAGUUCAGUUUAGUAUAUCUUAGUUUUACCAGACCACUGAGCUGAUUAACAGCUCUCCUAGGGCUGGCCCGAAGGAUUAGAUAUUUUUUUUAUGUGGCUAGGAACCAAUUGGUCACCUAGCAACGGGACCUACAGCUUAUUGUGGGAUCCGAACCACAUUAUAUCGAAAAAUUAAUUUCUAAUCACCAGAAAUACAUUCCUCUAAUUCCACGUUGGCCGCUCCAAGAAUCGAACUUCAGACCACCGGAUUGGUAGCUGAGCGCGAAAGCCACUUGUCCAAUGAGGAACUAGUUAAGUUAGUGAUAGACCACAACACUGUAGGGGCUCUUGAUAUGGACAGAAUUGGGGAAUUGAUGGGGAAAUAUUUGGAGGUUAUAUUAAAUGGAACAUCACAAUUUUUAAAAGUAAGUUGUAUUUUUCCUAACUAUAAAAACCUGAGGUCCUGUACAUUAGGAAUUAAUUUUCAGAGUAGGCUGGAAUACAGCCAUUAAAUUCUUGAACAAGGUGGUUAGGCAGUAACUACUGUCUGGUAGGCGGGUAGGCCUACUUGCCCGAAUGUAAACACUCCUAUUUGCCUUUCAGCCUACGUUUCAGAUUGAGGGGUGGUAUGAGGUGGGCAUUAAUGUAAAGGACCUCAGGUUUGUAUAAUUAGGAAAAUUACAAUUUACUUUAAAAUAUUGUGAUUUGUUCCUAGACAAUAUACAAAUCCUUGGUCAUUUACAUUAGGAAGACUCACUGAUUGGUAGGAGGAAUGUGAGUGAGCCUCUAAAACUGAUUGGAGUUCAGCACACCUGGGCUAUUCCUCCUUGUCCUCUUGAAGGAGCCGGGUAAGCAAACACAACUUGUGAGCAUCCACCAACGUACAAGGAAAAGAGGUUCCAAGGACCUGCGGGCAGACCCGAAAGAAGAAAUUUAUAAAUGCAGUCAUGAUGAGACCGUAUCUAUCUUCUGGUUUGGCAUAUACUUCAGAGUGAUGAAAAGUACCAAGCCACUGGCACUGCUCAUGAUCUGAGAGAGCGAACAGUGGACGUAUCCAACUGCAGAGGAGUUCCUCAUGAUCUCAUAGGACUCGGAGGAAGACAUGUUAUUAGACACUUCUGCAUUGCAAGUCAGCAGCGGAUAAAGGUAUUGACACUCAAUGAAGGGUGUUGAUUCUUAGUAAGUACAGCAACACACCAAUAGGACAAAGUAAUGACUGAUUUGGAUCAACCAAUACAAAGUCCAAAGUGAAGGAGAUCAUGAAGGAUUCGGACUCAUCAACAGAUGCUGAAUAAUUGCGCACCCGAGACAAGCCAAGACAUAAUGGGCCUUUGGAAGGGUGAUGUUGAGAACGAACCAUGCAAAUCAUCUAUCUUCUUCGCCAAGGAUGUUGAGAGACGAGAUGAUGAUUCUCGCAAGGUAUAUGCACAUUAGAAGAGAGUCAAAUGCCUUCUAAAGAACGAAGUCCCUGUGAUGGCAGUAGUUAAAUCUCAACUAAAAAGAAAUAUUACUACUUAGUGAAAGAAUAAGGUGAAUUUGGACCUAUGUCUUCACCGUUGAAGCAGAGAGAAGUGAACUCUCAUGAUUCUGAUCAUAGAAAAAGUCCCGUCAAUGACACCAACCAGUGAAGACAGCUCUAAUCCCUGGUGCUUUACAGAGGACUGAAAAAGUUAUUCCACUAUUACAUUGCUACUCGACGAGAAAGUUGGUGCUUGCAAUGAAGGUGAAGAGUCUUUCAGUAAUGAAAACACAGGGAUUGUACUGCACAAAGAACUUUUCUAUCUACUCUGGAAGCAGGGCUAGUCAGGCGGGGAACAGGCGAAGUCUUCCAUUACUCAUUUCAAUUCGGGGUGAACAAAGAAUAAUUGAACACCUUACGAAUUAGACAAUGUAUAAUAGAAGACAAAACUCAAAUUGUCUGAAGAAAAUUAUUCUGCAUCAUUGCAGCAGCCGAUGGGGCAGGUGCGAUGGAAACAAAGAUUAGUACAGACUUCUGUACUUAUAUCGUGGCCUCUCAUUCACCACCUCUUUGUCACUCGCUUCUAAUCCAAGUACACUACUAUGAGAUUCACAGCUGGUGUCCCUGUGUUUUUCCAGAACAAAAUUUUAUCAAUGUACCUGACAAAAAUGACACUUGUCACGGCGUAUCUUACAUCCCUACCUAAUUUUCAACUGUAUUCUGUAAUACAAAAGUUGCAUAAUUCUGAUAAUUAUAUGAGUACCACAGACUUCUUGUAGACAUUGCCAUCAAACUCAGAGGAAUGUCUUUUGAAGAUAUAAUGACGAACCUUAUGACGUCAUUAACUUACCUCCUUCUUGUUGGAUAAUUGGCUAUUCGUGAAAAAGUCUCCACCUCUGGCAACAAUGAAAUACAACCAAUACUCCUUGUUUACACUUUGUAGUAGUAGUAGUAGAAUAUAGGAUUUAUUCCAAGAGGUCGAGUGCUAGAAUCCUUGAAGAAAAGGGUUUCCACAAGUAAUCCGAGGAAUUACUGUCUAUCACUAUUUCUCCUUUGAAAAAUUGUGAUUAAAAACCCAUUAACAAAGUGAAGAAAACUUUGGCAUUCGUUGUAACUCCUUUGAUAUAUUUCCUAUUAUGAUAGUGACAAUCAUUUUAAUAAAUAGAAAAUUGCAUAUGAUUAGAUUGGAUUAUAGAUUUAGACUUCCAGCCAAGCACUGGGGCAGCAAAGGUCAUUCAGGGAUGUAUCAUAACCCAUGACAUUUUUUUUGGCAAAGCAAGUUUUCAUGUUGUUCCGCAAGUUAUAUUUUACUAAGAAAUCAACAACUAUUGCUUUAUAGAGUAUAUAUACUUAUCUUUCUGCACCUUAUGUAAGUCAACAAAUGACGAAAACUUGGUAGCCUUGGAUGUCCGGGUGUUUUACCUGUUCAAGCGUACAUAGGGUUUGCCACGGGCCUCCUCACUUCUAAACAAUUGUGCAAGUAGAAUUACAAAAGCUGUCCUGCAACCAUUGGGAAAUUGACUUAUCAUAGCCACCAUUCUUGAAGCCUUGACAAGGUACGAAUAUUCAUUCAGAAUUUCAGACAGCAAUUUGGGAGGAGUCAUGACGUCAUAUGUCGACAUCACAUAUAACUUUGGACCUAUACAUUAGUGUUCCGCCACGGGCUUCAUCUACUUUAUUUUACUCUUAUGAAUAUGGUUUCUUCUAAUAUAAGUAAUAAAGAAUGCUGUCGAAAAUUAGGUAGGGAUGUAAAGUAUACUAUUUCUAAGUAAUAUCUUUGUCAAAUGCACAGAAAAAAGUUAUUCCAGAAAAACACCAGGACAAUGGCUCUGAAUCUCGUAGUAAGACUCACCCAGCCUUGGUUCUGAAUCAUUUACACAAACCUCAUUCAAACUCUGGAGACUUACGCCUGCUCCAACCUCACUAACACCUGACAUAGCUUCUAUCAUCUCUAUACUCUCGCGUAACUCUGCUAGGCUCUGACUUACACUUUUUCAACACUUUCACUCAAAGGAAACUUACACACACUGUAAGUAUCAUCUUUCCCAUGACUAAGUGUUGUUCCCAAUCUAUUAAAAUCUUGUGUAUUCUUGUCCACAUUCUUUGUACUUUCCAAGUUCACUCCUUUCACAUUCUUCUCAAAUCCCUCAAAAUCAAUUUCACCCUCAUUCACACUACCACCACACACCACAUGGGUAUUUUCACUCCUCACGCUUGCUGACUUCUCAAACUCCUCAAAAUCAAACAACCCUUCCCUUGUACUCUCUCCAAACGACCUAGUAAACAUACCCUUACUUUUUCUACUUCUUUUUCCUUUAGGCUGUCUCUUUCAUUCCACCAACACUAGCUGUUCAUCUCCCCAAUUUAUAUCUUCUGUUGUUUAAUUCUACCAUUCCUUCUCCUCCUUAACAUCUUCCUAAUUGAAUAUUCCAGUAUGUAUUUUUCUGGUUCUUUCCAUUUUCUCAACUGAUUAUAGUGUUCUUAUUACCUUUACAUUUCCUUCUUCCUUCCUGUGUUCUAACAUAAUUCAAGCCAUUUGACCACACUGUUUUCACUUGCAUGUGUUCGAUGAAGGAAACACCAAGAUAUUAAAAGUAGGUUCUUAAUGUCUAAGUGAAGCAACAAAUAACAGUGGUGCAAAUUACGUGCAAGCCAGGAAUGAAGAGCGGUGCUGUACUGGUGAAAGAUUACUGCCAGAUAAGCAAGGCUUGGUCAUUAUUAUUGUACGAUACAUAUAAAAAUGACAUAAUUUAAUACAUUAAAGAGGUAUAUAAAAGGCCAUGAUAUAUGAAUGUAAUGCAUAUAUAUUAAAGGUUCAUAAAUUG
Molecule: messenger RNA, 9591 nt
Organism: Macrobrachium nipponense
Lineage: Eukaryota; Metazoa; Arthropoda; Malacostraca; Decapoda; Palaemonidae
Gene: Amnionless
Exons: 10
Coding region: 98-2131 (677 amino acids)
Biological process (GO): intracellular protein localization; receptor-mediated endocytosis
Cellular component (GO): apical plasma membrane; endocytic vesicle
Source: RefSeq, a predicted model, not a curated record